Molecule: messenger RNA, 1345 nt
Organism: Chara braunii
Lineage: Eukaryota; Viridiplantae; Streptophyta; Charophyceae; Charales; Characeae
Source: the annotation of a GenBank genome assembly
AGGCGACACCUACUUCGUGAAGAUCGCGAAAGAUGUGAUUCAUAGUAGACUGGAAAGUCGCUGGGUCAUUUGUGAGGCCAAAAGGCAUCACAAGGAACUCGUAAUGCCCAAAGCGAGAGCGGAAGGCAGUCUUAUGAGUAUCCUCUUCGCGAAUGAGGAUCUGGUGGAAUCCACUUCGGAGGUCGAUCUUUGUGAAGUACUUGGAUCCACGGAGGCGAUCAAGAARCUCGGAGAUGCGAGGCAAGGGGUACUUGCUCUUCAUCGUGAUCCGGUUGAGGGAGCGGUAGUCUGUGCUCAUGCGGAGUUCGGAGGUUCCACCUUUGUUGACGAAGAGGCAACUUGUACCGAAGGGGGAGGAGCUUGGCUUAAUGAAUCCUUUUUCAAGGAAUUCAUUGAGUUGUCGCUUCAUUUCUUCGGCCUUGGGAACGAAGAGCUGGUAGGGUGUGCCUUCUACUACGACGGCGGUGUCCUUGUCCCCGAGUCGAAUGGUGAUUGGGAAGUCAUUGCCGGCGGAAGGGAGACCGGCUUUGCAGGCACAAGCAUUGGUAAUGCAGUUGCCGAGAUGGAGAUGGAGGAAGGGUUGGGGAGGAGGGUGGAAGAGCACGAGGCGGUGAUGAUCUCGUCCGGCGGGGUAGAGGAUGGUGCCGGUGGAGGAAGGUGCACGCCGAGAUCAAGGGUGGGGGGGGUGGAAGUGAUAGUGGACAAAGUCGAGAGAGAUUUUGAUUGGGGGGAAAUGAUUGACGACUGUGUGACGGCGGGGGUUGUCGUCUUGGGCAAGGGGGGAGGUGGGAUGACCAUGGUGGAGGUGGUGGUGGAUGAAGGUGGGGGCAUGGAUGACGUGCUGGCAGAGAGAGCGGUGGAUGUGGAGGAGGAGGUAACUGGUGUAGAUGUGGAGGCGGAGGGUGGGGGAAGGGUGAUGGAGUCCAAGGUAGAGGAGGGGGCCGUGGUGGUGACGACCUGGAUGGUGGAAGAGGCAAGCUGUUAUUCGAUGGUGAUUAUCUGGCCGGAAAGGCUGGAGAGGGACGUUUGGAGGGAGUCGAGGGUGGCCUUCAUGGUGAUCAUGAGGGAGAAGASGGUGGAAGAGUCAGCGCGGGCCUCCUGGGCGGCAGCCUGAUUGCCAGUAAUUUUGCGGCGGAGGCUAUCGAUGGACUGGGUGUUGAUGGAGGGCAUGUUGAUGCUAGAUUCCGCGGCCAUCGCGAAGGAAACUGCCGGGGUGGUGGCAGUUGAUGGAGAAGUGGGCGGUGAUGAGGUGAAGGCAGCUGCAACGGUGGUAGCAGCGGCAGCAACGGUGGCGCGCUGAGAGUUCUUGGUUUGGCAUGGCAUGUGGGGGUGAGGAGGAAGCGGG